This is a messenger RNA of Sinocyclocheilus grahami, 671 nucleotides long. Its product is annotated as 39S ribosomal protein L41, mitochondrial-like. Gene Ontology annotation, molecular function: structural constituent of ribosome. Gene Ontology annotation, cellular component: mitochondrial large ribosomal subunit. Bases 170 to 577 code for a protein of 135 amino acids. Gene Ontology annotation, biological process: translation. NCBI's taxonomy places the organism in Eukaryota, Metazoa, Chordata, Actinopteri, Cypriniformes, Cyprinidae. The transcript has 2 exons. The record is from RefSeq and is a predicted model, not a curated record.
UUUUAUUGAUUUCUACAUUAUAUUUCAUUACAUUAUACUUUAUACGUGGCCAGCAACGUUUUCGUUAUUUUAUCGCGAACUGUUUUGACAGCACAUCUGUAAUAGCUUUCAUUCUUCAUUUUGAGCCAGUGUUUCUAAAAAGUUGUUGCUGCAGUUAAAUCACUGUAAAAUGGGGGUGCUGUCAGCUCUGGCACGGGGGCUCGUGAGAGGAGCUGACAGAAUGGCUGAGUUCACGAGCAAGCGCGGGCCCAGGACAUUCUACAAGAGCAGAGGCGCCAGACCCACUGGAGUCCUCACCUCCAGCAGAAAGUUCAUACCUGUACAGGCCAUGAUACCAGCGUUUGUGGUGCCCGAUCUGGAAGGAUUUAACCUGAAACCGUAUGUGUCAUACAAGACCCCAUCAGGGACAGAGCACCCCAUGACUCCAGAGAUGCUCUUCAAUCAAGUGGUGGCCCCACAGAUCGAGAGAGACAUUGAAGAAGGGGUUUUCAAUGAGGAGAAUCUUGAGAAAUAUGGAUUAGAGAAAACACAAGAGGGGAAGCUGUUCAAGAUGCAUCCCAGGAACUUUGUUCGUUAAAUGGACUUUGUGUUUCAGUGAUUUGCUGAUGGACUGUAAACAAGUGUGUGAUGUUUUCUUAAACUUUUCAAUGAACAGAAGUCAUGAAAAAUUA